AUGGCUGCUCAGAAGGGAACCGGGUCUGACCAUGUUGAGUAUACUGCCAAUAAGGAUGCCACAGGCCAGGUGGUCGGAAGAAUGCCGACAUUUCUUCUUGCCAUGACUGAAGAAGAGAGGGAGGUGAUGGAGAAGAAGUUGGUGCGAAAGAUCGAUGCACGGCUACUGAUCAUGCUUGUCGUGAUGUACAUUCUGAACUAUCUGGAUCGCAACAACAUUGCAUCAGCAAAGCUCGCCGGUCUCGAUAAAGACCUUAAUCUGAAAGGAAAUCAGUAUCAGCCUGGUUGUCUUUAUUUGCUCACAGCAUGGUAUACGCGUAAGGAGGUUGGAAAGCGAACUGCUCUCUUGUACUGUGGGUCGUUGAUUUCCGGAGCUUUCUCUGGUCUCAUUGCCGCAGGAAUCACGGAUGGAUUGGCAGGAGCCCGCGGUAUUGCCGCCUGGAGAUGGCUGUUCAUAAUCGAAGGAGCCCUCACGGUCUUCGUCGCCCUCUUGUCUAUUUUCAUUAUCCCAGAUUUGCCGAGGACAACUUCCUGGCUCACCGAGGAGGAAAAGGAGCUUGCCGCCUGGAGACUGGAAGCUGAUAUCGGUGAAGAUGACUGGGUUGAUAGUGAACAUCAGUCCAUGUUCCACGGCGCAAAACUUGCUUUCACGGAUUACAAAACCUGGUUGCUGCUCGGUGCAAUUUACGGCCUCACCUCCGCUGGGGCUGUCACAACAUUCUUUCCAAUUGUCAUGGCCGGCCUGGGAAAGAGUACUGUCGAGACUCUUCUUCUGACUACACCUCCAUACCUGAUCGGUGCAAUCCUGGUUAUGAUUAAUGCGUGGCACGCUGAUAAGACGGGCGAGCGAUAUCUACAUAUCGCACUGCCACCCAUCGUGGCCGUCGUUGCCUUUAUCAUUGCAUUGUCGAAUACUUCAUUUGCUGGUCAAUAUGUUGCUAUGUGCCUCAUGAUAGGGGGUAUAUAUUCAGGAUAUGUGGUGUGUCUGGGAUACAUUUCGAAUAUUCUGCCCCGGCCUGCCACGAAACGAGCCGCAGCCCUGGCUCUCAUCAACUGCUUGAGCAACGUUUGCCAGAUCUAUACACCAUACCUUUACCCGAUUCUGCCAGCCCAAGAUUCGUCGCUGCCUUUUCACACAAUCUCGCCCUCUGUGCCAUGA
Messenger RNA from Penicillium cosmopolitanum, 1158 nucleotides. RefSeq lists its product as uncharacterized. Gene Ontology annotation, molecular function: transmembrane transporter activity. The record is from RefSeq and is a predicted model, not a curated record. Bases 1 to 1158 code for a protein of 385 amino acids. Lineage: Eukaryota; Fungi; Ascomycota; Eurotiomycetes; Eurotiales; Aspergillaceae. Gene Ontology annotation, cellular component: membrane. The transcript has 8 exons. Gene Ontology annotation, biological process: transmembrane transport.